AUGAUCAUCACCUCGGCCCACAAUCUCGACAGCGUGAAAGUUGAAGAUGUGUACCAUUUGCGCGGCAUGGGUUGCUACCCCGGACUUUGGGCCCAACCUUCGCACGGCCAACUUAUGCGCGUGUAUUCGCCUUUGCAGCCGUCGGCCGGCUUCCCCAACGUAGUUGCACAUCCCGCAGCUGCACUCAAGUCGGUAGACAACGGUCGACAUCUGCCUAGGGAUCGGGUAUUUUGGCCGCAUCACCUGCCGGCGGAUUGCUGAGUCGGGCCUCUGGGCAACGCCUAUUCUGAGCGGCGCGAGGGAUCUAGCCACUGCUUCGGAGACCCCUUUCAUGUACUGAAUGCUCCACCACGAUUUUGGCUGGUUAUGCUCUUCCUUCCGUUCCAUUGGUUGCCUUCGGCUCCGUUCAACGAAUUUUCGCGGAUAACCGUUGGCUGUAAAGUGUUCUUGGAGGAGAUUUAUCUCGUCUAGUUUAGCGGCUUGCGUGCUGCGUUGAGUUUCCACCCGUCGGUAUAGCGUGCGUACACAGCUUCCUUUGUGUAGCAGUGGGUGAUUGCUGUUGUAACUGGACAUUUGCAGCGUGUUCGUCGGUUUUCUGUAGACUGACGUCGCCAGUUUGCAGUCUGGUUGGCGGCAGACAAGAACGUCCAAGAAUGGAAGCUUGUCCUCCACUUCCUCUUCCAUCGUGAACUGUAGAUCGAGAAUGAUUGAGUUCGGCAGCUCUUCAUAGUAGUUAAUUUUAUCCUGAUCGAUGACUACGAAGGUAUCAUCAACUUAGAGCGCCCAAAACUUGGAUUUGUAUUCCUCGAACAGUCUUUUCUCGAGUUUUUGCAGAACCGCCUCGGUGAUGAGCCGGGAAAUUGGUGAACCCAUCGGAGUGCCCUUAAUUUGCUCAUAUGUGGUCCCCUCGAAGGUAAAAAGUGUCUUGAGGCAGUGCCCCAUGAGUUCUAUGAGAUCCUGAGCUGUGUGCUGGCCAUCGCCCUCAUCGUAAUUUUGACGUAGCAAGUCACUUAGCGUCACGACCGCAAGUGCCUUUGGCAUGGACGUGAAGAGUGAGACGACGUCAAAUGACAACAUCCUCUCAAUCGGUUCGAUUGUGACCGCUCUUAUUUUGUCAAGGAAUCGCUCUGCUAAGUGCACGGUAAAAUGCCGAUCGGAUGCAGCCACGCAGGCGGCAUUGACGGACCAGGCAUCAAACAAAGUGCACCAUAUAAGGAGAGCUGUGUGCAUGACUUCCCAGUCUCCGACUACUCGAAAAGUCAGACCUCCAAUCAUCCCUCCCUGUGAAUGCCUCCUUUUCUUUUGAUAUGCCAUCAGGGAAUCGCAUUUUCACGACUAUUGAUGACCUAGGAUAUUCUUCCGGUUAAUGAGGCUCUAGAGUGCGCGCAUUGAUUUCUAACAUCCUGGAUAUGCCGACCGUCAAGCUGUCGCAUCGGGGGCUGCACGCUCCCGCUGGAGACCAUGUUCAUUCCCGACUGUAACUAGUAUGCGGUAGAUCCCGUUUUUCGGACAAUUUUUGCGAAAAUGCCUACGUUUAAGUGAGAAGAAGGUGAGGAGAAAGAGGACGGAUGACUAUAUUUUGUCUCAGUAGCUUUCGUUGGCCCUAGGACAUCAGUUACAACCGCGGCAACCAGCUUAAUCAGCACUAGCUGGAGCCUUAGCUUCAAAGACGAGUCCCCCCUAAGGUCUGCAUGCGUGGAGGUGGAUUUGGUACGCAGUAUUUUCUGAAGUCGAGGUUCUCCCUCCGCAUAGCUUCCUCCAACUACCGUGUUUGUCACACACUGGAGGCCAGUUGACGUUCGCUCACUUCGACGGGGUUUGGGAAUUGUCGAUUUGGGUCCUGGCGUUGUCGUCUUGCGCGCUCGACGUUUCGCCUUGACCCCUAACACUGAUGCCCGCAGUUUUUGCAGUAUUUCGUCAGGAUUUCCGGUCCUGUGUGCCUGCUUUCUGCAGGUAUCUUUGUCAACUUGCGGGUACCUGAGAGAGGUCUUCAGGUUGCGCCCGUAUCGUCCCAUUUUUCUACUUAGCCUGCGAGGAUUCGUUGCGAAAACAACGUAUAAAAUUCACACAAUGACAGGUGGCACAUUCGAGCACUCUCUCUCUCUCUCUCAAUCGGCCUACGGUCAGAACGAAUCUGUCUGCGUUGUACUACGUGGACAAAUGAGGCGAAAUCAAUGUGUGACAUGUGACUAGCAUGCGCUUGGGUUUACGUGGGGGCAUUUCGGUUGAGAGGGUGCGUUCUUUCAUGGGGCACUCUUUACUACGGCCAAUUUUAUGGGCAACAGCUUCGUUCGAGUACAAUGAUCAAGUUUAAGAUAUUGCUACCGGUCGUUUUUACUGCAGUGCUCCAAACCUCUGUGGACUCUGCAGGUUUCUUUGUUGAUUUGCUGAAGGUACCUGAGGGAAUACUACAGGUUGCGGCCGUAUCGUCAUAUUUGAACGCGCACAAACUUGCCGAAAUAAAACUACUUCCGCAGUGGUGCAGGGAGAACAACUGAGCAUUUCAGACGCGCAAAAACACCAGGAGUCAAACCGAUCGGCUGGCAGCUAUAGUGCGCUUCCAGUGCAACACGUGGCCAAAGUAGGUCGAGGCAGGAGCAUGGGUGAUUUUAUUUCGAUUGGUGUCACGACUUCAGAUUUUCACAAUCACAAGUGAAGGGCUUUUUCCACGCCUACCAGGUUCAUUGAAGUACAGUAGCCAUCCAAGAGUCCACACGAAUGACGAAAUCCGGGGGGUCAGCAACUCGACUGAGUGCGAUCAGCUUGAGAAUCGAUAAUUUUGACCGGCACACAAGGCCAUAGCAAGGGCACGGCAACUGCGCACUUCAACACCUGGCCAGUCGAGCCGUGAUAUACUCGGGAGCUGCCACCUGCGAUUGGCAUGUAGCGGUCUAGCAACUACAUCCUUUAAAUGCUAACACCUGGACAAUUUACCACGCUUAUCUGACUCUGCCUCUGGUGAUCGAUCCGAGUGAGAAUCCGAAACGUCAGGCUAGUAAAGCGCUUGCUCCAGCGAUCAUGUCCCCUUCUUUGCGACUGGUAGGGGCUGCCACUAUAAGGGACCAGCGGUCCCCGUGAGACGGAGCUAAAGAGGGCAUGAGGGGAAAUCAAUUCCACGUCUUGGCCGCUACGUGAAUGGUGGCGCGAAGGGCCUGAUUGCGUUCACCAAACCACUUUCAUCAGGAAACACAAGCAUGUACUUUACAUAACCUACCCGCGGCUAUGUAGCCGUUGAGAAUUCCACGAAACGCAACAUCGCGUCACAGGUCAACCGCACUCUAGGUGAGGUCAUGUGCAAAGCAAAGUUAUUCUGCACGCAGACCAUAAAGUGUGACCUCUAUCUAUUGAGAUAUUUGGCAAACAUCAGGAUGACCUCCCCUAGCCUAAAGACGAUAUGCAGCAUUACCUGUACCACUCCUCAUAGACACGGGCCAAUCAAAUUCCAGGCGCACACACUGCGGUCGUGGUCAAUGGCUAGAUGCUGUCGAGAAUGUACAUGCCCCACUCAGAAACCACGUGGGGCGGGACACAAACACGUGCUCCCCAGUGAGAUCGAAUGACUAUUUUUUGAGAAUGCGGACAUUCCCAGCAGUAAUCAGGCAAUUUUUAAACCCCUGACAUGAUAAAUCACGUAACUCACUAUAUGUAGGUAUAGUGGUGAGCUCUGCUUAGCAUACAGUGUGCGCCAUCUAUAUUGCAAGACAUCGUAAACACGCGAAUGACCUCCUUUGGCACAAAAGGCGUGUGAGACUAGCGAGCUUGAAAAAACGCAGGCAUGGUCAGAUUGCCUCUAGGAAGCCGUAAUCUGCCGUAAAUUAACAGAAAGGUGUACUUUUUAAUCGCAUACUCUAGGGUAUGUGAUUGACACAUUUUGCUGACAUUAGAAAUCAUUGAAAGAUGCACACUGCUGCGUGUCGACUACACAGCUGCAUGAGUAUCCACACGAUCCGAGAGCCUACCGGAUAAUUUCAUUAAUUUCAUCGCCUUCGGUGGUUGGUUAUUCUGGACUUUUUUUAUGAGUGUUUCUCCCUCCAGGCAUGGGUCAGAAUAGGCUCUGAGCAGAUCCAAGCACAAAGUUACUAAGGCAGGCGUAUUAUUAUAAUUAUUGUCAAGAGAAGGACUUCUUGCUAGACUGGCGAUAUUGCGGUUCGGUUUUCUCGACAAACAACAUCGGGGUCAUCCGACCGAAUGCCACGAGGCGGUACCUCGCGUUAAGGGGUGGGCUGUGCCUUAGCUGUGCACGGCGUAGGUGCGGGGACGGACUGUUUGACAGUCGAACUGUCGCCGCCACCACUACCCCGUAUCGGGUCGGCCGAGGCUGCAUCACGUGCCUCACGACGCAACGUGGCCAUCGGUCAGGAGGUCAGGCGCAGCGUGAGAACCUUUGAUCCGUCGACGAUUUCCGCCGACAGGGCGACCGACGAGAGCGCUAGUCACGGAUGAGCAAUGCUCUGGAUGACUCAUGCAAGAGGAUGAUAGCCUCAUGGGAGGGGGUGGGGAAGAGUUAGGCCGGCACUGGGUAUCCACCCCCAUAGCAGAUCAGCGUGUUCCUCAUUAUGACCGUUUUAACCCAUUGAACCAAUCACGAUUGCCUUACAGACAUGAUCUGGAAUGUUGCCAAUUGGUGGUUAACUCACUUCUUCUCAGAAGAGAGUCAGAAUGUGAUGGCUCCCUUCAUGGCAAUCUCACUGAAUUGAGAUCCGAGCCGCUCUUGCAGUAGUCUGAUGCACCACUGCAGUCUGCGCAAGGAUUUGUAAAAAUGGACAGCCACCGCACCACUUUACCAAACUCGUCGUUCAGCGAGUGUCCCCCAAUGAGAUCGGAUCAUGCCCGCGUGGCGGAGUCAAAAGGGCUACUGUGUUCUGAUCUUUAUUCCAAAGGAGGCACUUGGUCAUUGCAUGCAACAGUGCAAACAUAUGAUGGUUGACUCUUCUUGCCCGGGCCUCUCCCAUUUGAUUGGCCACGAAAUUAUUGCGUCAGGACUGCCGAAUCCGUGUGGGUUCCCGCCAGGUCCCCUGAUUAACCUGCAGCCGAGUCUGAACGUUAGCGCUCCACUCCACGACCCUGGCCAACAACAAACACUUGACAAGGAUUUUAACCAACAAUAACAACACACCACGACGAUCCAGAGGGGAGGGAUGACUGGGCAGUCAUGCCCGCGAACGGUAUACCCAGCGGCAGCUCUGCUAACCGAAUUCAACAUAAUUGUCACUAAAAGGCAACAAAAUAAAAAACAAAUGCAAAGACGGGUCAGGUAGGUAAUGAGAGCGUUGAGGCAGGCACGGCGUGCGCACUGCAGUGUGAAAGGGCAAAAAGUGGCGUCGAAGCGAGCGUGAGAACUAUCGGGCGCCGAAAUUAAUCGAUAUGCAAGUGCGAUUAUACGCGGCCGUUAGCGGCCUUCGCGACGCCGGCGCAGCCGACCCAACAGCCAAUCAAAUAACGAACUCGCUGAUGACUCAUUACCCCCAUCGAGUACGCUAGCUCACGGUGAGCUCGCUUGCUAUUAGGGCGCCCCUCAAUAACACGAUACACCAGGUGACUAAUGUCCUUUUGCUCACCAAUGCAAGUGUUAUUUUUUUAUUUCUACCAUAAACGAAAGUGGCGCAGCAUCUCGUGCUUGGCAUUGCUUCUCGUGUUUGAUGAUGAUGAUGAUGAUGAUGAUGAUGAUGAUGAUGAUGAUGAUGAUGAUGAUGAUGAUGAUGAUGAUGAUGAUGAUGAUGAUGAUGAUGAUGAUGAUGAUGAUGACAAGUCAUAA
Molecule: messenger RNA, 5755 nt
Organism: Spirometra erinaceieuropaei
Lineage: Eukaryota; Metazoa; Platyhelminthes; Cestoda; Diphyllobothriidea; Diphyllobothriidae
Source: the annotation of a GenBank genome assembly